Messenger RNA from Acaulospora morrowiae, 1241 nucleotides. The record is from the annotation of a GenBank genome assembly. NCBI's taxonomy places the organism in Eukaryota, Fungi, Glomeromycota, Glomeromycetes, Diversisporales, Acaulosporaceae.
AUGACUGACACAAAUAUAUCAAAAACAGACCUUGAAAACAUUUGUCAAGCCCUUGGUAUUGUUAUUGACGGUGUAAAGGUGGACCUGAUUCAAAGAUUGAGGAAGCACCUAAAAGGGAAAAGCCAUGCUGGAAGCAACGACACUGAGCUAACCCGUAGAAAUGAGGAGGAAGGUCAAGACACAACAGGCCUUGACCACCUCUCAGAUACAUCAGAAAUAGAUUUGAACCAUCAAGCAAGAACUUUAAGGGAAUUGGCACACUUGUCACGAAAAGAAACAGAACCACGGAAUUCCUUGGAUAGAGAACAAUCACUGAGUCUUGAAAAUGACAGACUGGAAUCUAAACAGAAUUCACUAAACAAAAAACGUCUUCUAUCAAAUGAUGAGGAUUGUGAACUGACAGAAAGUAAAAUAUUAACAGAAUUUAAGCAGUUAGAAAGUGCUGUGUUAACAAUGAAUGAUAAGUUAAAUACUGUAACGGCACAAGCACAUGAUACAAAACAAAAAGUCGAAGUGAACGAAACCUGGCAGAAAUAUAAGUUUGAAAAAUCACACGAUCAACAUGAGUAUGAUGCCUUACGGAAAAUUGGCAAAGAAUUAGACCUAGCAAUGGAAUCUCGCAGUACGAUGGAAGUGAUGGAUCAUAUAAAUAAUGCCCGAGAAAUAGCAUCCAAUCGUAUAUUUACAUUAAGAGUAGCCGAAGGAUAUGGCUGGGAUAUUGCAUCAGCCUUACCUGACACACAGAAUGAUUGGAUGAAAGGGAAGGAUUUGUUAAUUGAAAAAGCAAAGACAUUAGUGGAAGUAAAGAAAAAAAGUUUUUUCGGACCAACCAUCGGGGCAAAAACAGUAACCCAAACUCUGGCAAGUGUUACAUCUGUGAAGGAUAUGGACAUUAUGCGAGUGAAUACCCAUCAGACCCAAAUAAAGACAACUACAAAUAUCGAACUUACCACUCACGAGAAUAUACCUCUUACAAAAGCAAAUACGAUCGAAGCUAUAACAAUGGAGACAAUGAAAACAGGAAGCAUGAUUGACUAUAUUUGGGCGCAAUAUCAUAUACCAGUAACUGGGCGCUUGCACAUGAGACAAUACGUAAAUUAUUGGAAGACAAAAAUACAGCCAUCAGAACUAAUAAUAAACUGGUUAAAAAAUGGCAUCCCUUUAUUUCCAAAAAAACUGUUAGUACUUGCAAACCAACCGGAUCCUCCACACUAUCCCUUAACCGAAGAGCAAAACAUUUG